Molecule: messenger RNA, 7835 nt
Organism: Penaeus monodon (black tiger shrimp)
Lineage: Eukaryota; Metazoa; Arthropoda; Malacostraca; Decapoda; Penaeidae
Gene: mgl
Product: low-density lipoprotein receptor-related protein 2-like
Molecular function (GO): calcium ion binding; protein binding
Source: RefSeq, a predicted model, not a curated record
AUGGAGAGGGUCAAGUGCUCUGUCUCUUGGGAGUUCAACCGCACGUGUAGAGCUUCCGAGUUCCGAUGUAACAGCGGCCGGUGCAUCCCGCGGCGAUGGAUGUGCGAUUAUCAGAAGGACUGCGAGGCGGGCGAGGACGAGCAGCAUGAGUGUCCACCGCCCGAAUGUGAAGCAGAGCAGUUUGCGUGCGGAGAGUAUGUCUGGAAUCACACAUACUGCAUCCCAACGCACCAGCGCUGCGACAAGAUUGACGAUUGCAAAGACAAGUCAGACGAGGAGGGAUGCUAUUACCGUACGUGCCUGCCCGAGGACCACACGUGCGGGUCGGGGCUCUGCAUUCCGCCCACCAAGAAAUGUGACGGCUAUUUCGACUGCCGCGAUGAGUCGGAUGAAAAGGGUUGCAACACAACAUCAUGCGCGAAGGACAAGUUUCGCUGCAAUGACAAGUGUAUAGAAAAGAGUCAGAAAUGUGAUCACAACAACGACUGCGGGGACAACUCGGAUGAGGAAGACUGUGAUUAUCCACCGUGCCACGAGGACCAGUUCCGAUGUGCCAACGCGCUCUGCAUCCCGCGCCGGUGGCACUGCGACGGGCACAGUGACUGCCCCGACUCCUCAGAUGAGCAUAACUGCACAGCAAUCGCGUGUCCAGAUUCGAAGUUCCUCUGCGCGAAGGAAAACCGUUGCAUCGAAAAGUCAAAAUUGUGUGAUACACAUCGAGACUGUGAUGACGGGUCAGAUGAAAGAACUGCCUGCUCGGCUGAGUUAUGUCCUUCUUUGGGAUGUGAGUAUGCCUGCCGAGCUUCCCUCGUUGGUGGUGAAUGUUAUUGUCCGACAGGGAAGCAAGUGUCCAAUGACACAAGAACUUGUAUUGAUAAGGAUGAAUGCAAAGAAUGGGGUCAUUGUGAUCAGCAGUGUGUCAAUACAGAUGGCUCUUAUAAGUGCCUCUGUAAUGUGGGUUUCAUUUUACAAGGGGACAACAGAACCUGUAGAGCCAUCACUGUCCCAGAUGAAGAGCACAAGAUGGCUCUAUAUUUCACUCAUCAUGACCAAGUUAUGAAGGUGCAAGACUCACCAGGCAAACACCCAGUGUUGGUAACCAAUGCAACAUCUGCCUGGGGUUUAGAUUAUCACUACAAGAAAAAUCUUCUGUACUGGUCUGAUACUGAAACUAGGAAGGUGUAUUCACAAAAACUCUAUGGAAAAGGCAACUCAGCUGAGACUGCACUAACACUCCCUGGAUCUCUGACUCCCGGGGCCUUGGCUGUGGAUUGGGUUGGGGACAAGCUGUAUGUAGUUGACAUAUUAGGCCAGAAGAUUGAUGUUUUUGAAAUCCUUGGUCGGUUCCAUGCCAUUGUUCUCUCAAGUAACAUCAGUGAACCUCAGGAUAUUGGCUUAGAUCCAACCAAAGGCCUUAUGUUUGUUGCUGAUACUGACCGAAUCAUUCGGGCCAAUAUGGAUGGUACAAAUCUGCAGGUGCUUGUUAAGGAUGUAAUCUACAAAGCCUCGGGAAUUGCAGUUGAUAUCAUUAGUGAGCGUUUGUUUUGGUGUGACUCACUUCUUGACUACAUUGAAACUGUAACUUAUGAUGGAACUGGCAGAACUGCUAUUGUUAGAGGGCCAACACAUGUGCCAGCACCAAACAGAUUAACCUUAUUUGAAAGCAAGAUAUAUUGGACAGACAGUACUCGCCUGGGUGUCAUUCGCAUUGAUAAAUAUAAUGGAGAAUCAUCAAUACAUGAGGUGUAUCGCAAUCCUAACAAGACUCAAGAUCCAAGAGCAAUCAAAGCUGUCCAUGGUUUAAUGCAACCAGGAGUGCCAAAUCCAUGUGGAAGUGAAAAUGGAGGAUGUCAGCACAUGUGUAUAGUUACCCAUGCCACUUCUGGUUUAGGAUAUCGUUGUGCCUGUGAUAUUGGAUACAAACUGAAUCCUGAUGAAAAGAAAUGCUCAUUGGUCACAGAAUUUCUGAUGUAUUCACAACAGAAGUUCAUUAAAGGACAGGUUUUAGACCCAGUCUCUGAAAACUUCAAUGAUGCUAUCAACCCUAUUGUAUCCAGAGCAGCUAGAUUUGUUGGGCUUGACUUUGAUGCUCGUGGUGACUACAUCUAUUAUUCAGAUGUUAGUCUUGAUGUGAUUUACAGGGUCAAAAGGACAGGAACAGGUCGUCAGAAUUUGUUAGCCUCUCAAAAUGAAGGUGUAGAGGGACUGGCACUAGACUGGAUAUCCCAAAAUCUAUACUACAUUGAUAGCAGAAAAGGCACCCUUAAUGUUCUUUCAACUGAGAAACCAGAAAACAGAAAAGUUUUACUCAGUGACUUGAAACGUCCAAGAGCUAUUGUGGUCCAUCCUAACAAAGGAUAUGUAUUUUACUCUGAGUGGGACCGUCCAGCCAAUAUUAGCCGCGCCUUCCUAGAUGGCUCAAACGUUAUGGUCUUCCGAAAUGUACUUCUUGGUUGGCCAAAUGGUCUGUCAAUUGAUUACCAGACAGACCGUAUUUACUGGUGUGAUGCACUUCUUGACCACUUGCAGCAUGCUAAAUUGGAUGGAACUGAUGUGCAGACCAUCAGUUCUGCAAGCAUCAAACACCCAUUCUCACUUGUUAUUUUUAAUGAUUGGUUAUAUGUAACUGACUGGCGCCAUGAUGCAAUUCUUCGAAUGAACAAAACUGAUGGCUCUCAGGAGAAAAUAGUUGCAGAGGUAGCUGAGAGCAAUCGACUGUAUGGAAUUCGUGUCUACAGUCAAAGAGCUCAGAACAUCAGGAAUAACCAUCCGUGUUAUGGUGAUAACCCAUGUGAAAAGUUCUGUUUCCCAGUGCCAGAUGGUGAUACUGAAAACCUUAAAGCUCAGUGUGGCUGUCCAGUGGGAGAAAAGAUGAACAGUGACCAGAAAACUUGUUCAGUAGACCCUGAUGCUGAACCAGCUGACCCAAGAUGUGCUCCUUGGGAUUUUACUUGUUCUAAUGGUCGCUGCAUUCAGAAGACCUGGGUCUGUGAUGGGGAUGAUGAUUGUCUAGAUAAUACAGAUGAAGAGCAAAACUGCACAAAGGUCACUUGUGGAGAAGAUGAAUUUGCCUGUGAAUCAGGGCGCUGUAUCCCAAACACAUUCAAAUGUGAUUCAGACAAUGAUUGUGGCGACUUCUCUGAUGAGACUGGCUGUGUGAAUGUGACCUGUGAAGCCUCAUACUACCAGUGUGACAAUGGACGCUGCAUCCCCAUGAAUUGGAAAUGCGAUUCCGAGAAUGACUGUGGUGAUAGUACAGAUGAAGGAGAUUUUUGUGCCAAUAAAACUUGUUCAUACUUCCAGUUUACAUGCCCAAGUACAGGAGCAUGUAUACCACAAGCAUGGGUCUGUGAUGGUGAUAAUGAUUGCUAUGAUAAUAAAGAUGAAGAAGGGUGCCCUCCUAUAGCAUGUACAGCUGCCCAGUUCAAAUGCAAUAACCUAAAGCAAUGUAUCCAUGAAUCAUACAAGUGUGAUGGAAUCCCAGACUGUGAAGAUGCCUCAGAUGAAUUUGGAUGUCCUACUGUUGGGCCCGAUCAGUGUAAUGAAGAAAGCCAGUUUAGAUGUGUAAAAUCAGGUAUUUGCAUUCCAAAGAGCUGGAAGUGUGAUGGAACAUCUGAUUGUGAAGAUGAAUCUGAUGAACCAGAUACAUGUGGACAGGUAACAUGCCCUAGCAGCCACUUCCAGUGCAAAAAUAGCCGCUGCAUUUUCCAUUCUUGGUUAUGUGACAAGGAAGAUGAUUGUGGGGACGGCUCAGAUGAAGACAAUGUUCUUGCUUGUGGAAAACCAGUAUUCAGGUAUAUAUGUGCUCGUUGGCUCUUCUGGACUGACUGGGGUGAGAACCCUAGGAUUGAAAGGAGCAGUCUUGAUGGCAAGGAAAGAACAAUCAUCAUCAAUAGUAAGAUUUUCUGGCCCAAUGGUCUCACAAUAGACAUACCUACCAGGAGGAUCUACUUUGCUGACUCCAAGUUAGACUAUAUUGAUCUCUGCAACUAUGAUGGCACUGGAAGGCAGCAGGUCCUCGCCCAAAGCCAUUACCUCCUCCAUCCACACUCACUGUCCAUUUUUGAAGAUAAUGUGUAUUGGACAGACAGGCAGCUUAAUCGUGUAUUAUCAGCACACAAGUUCCGUGGAAAUAACGAAUCUGUUGUAUCUCAUCUUGUUUCACAACCCCUUAGUAUACAUGUACACCAUCCAGUUCUACAGCCUGAAGAAAAUAAUCCUUGUGCUUCAAAUCCAUGUGACCACCUCUGUGUUCUGAAGCAUCCUAGUGGCCAUACCUGCUUGUGUCGUCCAGGGUACAAGUUAGCCAGUGAUGGAAAGUGUAACCAGGAGGAAACUCCUUACCUUAUGGUAAUGAAAGGAAGCCAGAUUGUAGAUGUUGCGCUAACACCAGGAGAGAAAGGUGCAGCCGGCUUCCUGACUCCCAUUGUGGGAGUGGAACAUGGUCUUCAGCUUGAUUAUGAUCGUAAUGGGGAUCGUAUAUUCUGGAUCGAAGCUGUUGAAGAAGACAGUGAAAAUGGUACCAUAUACACAAUGGAGAUAGGUGGUGGCAAUCGUUCGACCUACCUAGAUUUUGGAAUUGUUGGUUCACCUUAUACAAUGGCAUGGGAUUGGGUUGGCCGUAACAUGUAUAUUGGAAAUCGUGUGGCUAACAACAUUGAGGUCUUGAAGUUAGAUGGCAAGAUUAAAUACCAGAGUGUCAUUUUAGAUAACAAUGGCAAUGCCACAGGUAUUGGAAGGCCCAAGUCCAUGUGUCUGGAUCCUGUUGAUGGGUUCUUGUACUGGCUUGAUGAUGGUGGUACUGGAGUUCCAGCAAAGGUUGGCAAAGUCAGCAUGGAUGGUUCAGAUCCAGUUAUCCUUUACAAUUUCACAAAUAUCCGACCAGAGUAUAUCACAAUUGAUAUUGAAGCCAAGAGCUUGUACUGGUCAACAAGUAAUGAAGCUAAGAUCAUGACAAGUGAUGUUUAUGGUAGUAACAUUAGAGAAAUCCUGACUGAGGCAAAUCACAUUGCUCUACCAAAGGCUUUAGCUGUAUAUGAGAGCAGACUCUAUUAUCUUGAUUCAUCCUAUGAGAAGGUGGAGCGUGUUGAUCUUCCUGAUGGCCUAAACCCAGAGACGCUGCUGGAAAACGAAAGUGAUCUGAAGUCCCUUAAGGUCUUCCAGAAGCGGCCAGUCAUCAACUCGCAUCCUUGUAUGGUGGGCAAUGGUGGAUGUGAGCAUAUCUGCAUUCCAAAGAUCAACAAGCAGCGAACCUGUAGAUGCACCACAGGAUACAAAGCUGAUGGAGAAAAGGGUUGCAAACCAUAUGACAAAUUUGCCAUAGUAUCACAGUUAGACAUUGUCAGAGGCUUCAGUCUUGAUGGUGCAGGAGAGGCUAUGGCACCCAUUGCUGAACCUGGUCACAAUGUCCUGCAUGUGGAUUAUCAUUAUUCCAAGAACUACAUAUAUUGGAUUGAGUUUAAUCAAGGAGGCUCUAAUGGAAUUUAUAGAUCAAGACCAAAUGGCACAGAGAAGGAAGGAGUUGUCACUGCUGGCAUUGGGUCAAAUGGAAUCAGGGGUAUUGCAAUUGAUUGGAUUGCUAAUAAUCUUUACUUCACCAAUGUGUUCCCGCAUGAGACAUAUGUAGAAGUAUCUUGGUUGGAUGGUACCAACAGAAUGGUGCUUAAGAGUGUCACUAAGGACUCCCCAAGACAGUUGGCUGUCAAUCCAAUUAAAAGGUACAUCUACUGGAUUGAUUAUGGACAGUUCCCUAUGAUUGGAAAGGCAUAUCUUGAUGGUACGAAUUGGCAGCCAAUUGUAACUAGUGGAGUGAGUAAUCCAAGGGAUAUUACUGUGGAUAUGUUCACACAUGAUGUGUACUGGGUGGAUUCAGCACUUGAUUCCAUUAAUAAGGUUAGCUUCAGUGGUGGAAACCGUCAGUUCAUUAGAAGGAAGCUGCCUAAUCCUAUGGGUCUUGCUUUGAAUAAUAACUUUGUUUAUUGGAUUGAUCGAAAUCUCAAUACUAUCUUUCGAGCUUCAAAAUAUCCAGGAAAUACUACGCAAGCAGAACGUUUUAAGACAAAUAUGGAAAAUCUAAGAGACAUAGCUAUUUUUGAUUCUACCAAUCAGCCUUCAAAGGCUGAUACCCCAUGUACAAGACUUGGCAAUGGUGGAUGUGCCCAGCUGUGCUUCUCAUUCCCUGUGGAUCAUCCAAAACAAUUAACCUUCAGGUGUGACUGUGCAUCUGGAGUUUUAGCAGAGAAUAAGAGAGACUGCGAAGAUUCAAAAGAAUAUCUAGUCUUUGCAACACGAACUGAAAUCCGAAGUUUAUCACUAACUCCCAAGAGUAAUACUGUACCAUUUGAUGCAGUUAAGGGUUUGACUAAUGUAGUAGGAGUUGAUUUUGAUUACAAAGACAAGAAACUAUUAUUUACACAAAUCAGACCAGACACAAAGAUUGCUACCAUGUCUAGCUUAUCACCUUCUGUGGAUGAUAUCAAGCCGAUCUUACAAUUUGGAAUAAAUCCUGAAGGCAUUGCAUAUGAUUGGACAUCAGAGAAAAUCUACUGGACAGACUCUGCAAACAACAGUAUUUAUGCAAUGAACAUAGAUGGAACGCAUGUGGUUAUGAUUAUACAAGUUGAGCGACCACGAGCUCUUGUCUUGGAUCCAUGCAGAGGACAUAUGUACUUCACUGACUGGGGAAGGUUUGGCACUUCGGGCAAGAUCUAUCGUGCAACCAUGGCUGGGUCAUUUAGGCAAGUCAUCAUAGGAAAUGACCUAUCUCAACCCAGUGGUUUGACCAUUGACUAUGAAGAAGAAAUGCUGUACUGGACAGAUGCUGUAAGAGAGAAUAUUGAAAGGUCAUAUCUGAAUGGAACUAAUAGAGAGGUCAUUAUCUCUGCCACGAUAUAUCCAUUUGCCAUUACUGUCCAUAAAAAUUUCAUUUAUUGGACUGACCUUCAACUUAGAGGAGUUUUUAGGGCAGAAAAAUACACAGGUGGUGACAUGGUAGAGAUGGUUCGUAGGUUGGAAGAAUCACCAAGGGACAUUCAUGUGUUUUCUGAUGAACGACAGAAAUGCAACAUUAACCUUUGUGAAAUAAACAAUGGUGGAUGUGCACAAUCUUGUCACCCAGUUCCUGACAAUAAGGUUGAGUGCAAAUGUAAUGCUACUUUGAAGCUUGUAAAUGAGAACAAGAUGUGUGUCCCAAAGAAUUACAGUUGUGAUGCAAACAGAUUUUACUGUGCCAAUGGAAAAUGCAUAUCACGAUUGUGGGCUUGUGAUGGGUCUGAUGACUGUGGUGAUAAUUCAGAUGAAGACAGGAACUAUUGUACAUACCAUACAUGCAGCCCAAGUGAGUUCCGCUGCAAGAAUGGACGUUGCAUUUUCUCAACAUGGAAGUGUGAUCAUGAAGAUGACUGUGGUGAUGGUUCAGAUGAAGAAGGUUGUGAAUAUCCCCCAUGUGCUGAUGGAGAGUUUACAUGUGCAAAUCACAGAUGCAUACCACAGUCACAGGUUUGUAAUGGUGUAAAUGACUGUAAGGAUAAACACACCUCUGAUGAAAAUGUUGAACUUUGCCCUGAGGUGACCUGCCCACCAAACCACCUCAAAUGUGAAAACACAACUAUAUGUGUGGAACCAUAUUGGUUGUGCGAUGGUGAUAAUGACUGUGGGGACAAUUCUGAUGAGAACUCUCUUCACUGUUCUGAACGUUCAUGUCCACCUAAUAGCUUUAGGUGUCCAAACCACAGAUGCAUCCCGGGGACUUGGCACUGUGAUGGUGAUGAUGAUUGUGGCGAUGGUGCUGAUGAACCGGAAGAGUAUUGUGAACAAGAGGGAAGGACAUGCUUUGG